AUGGAAGUGUGUUAUAAGAAAAUAUUUCGUCCUUGGGAUAAUUCAAGUGAGGGUACAAAACAACUUAUUGUGAAAAAUCAUAAUUUAGAUAUCGUAUCCUACCAAGAUUGUACAAUUUCGACUACAACGAUUGAAAACGAAGAGAAACAUAAGAAAAUUGUCGAAGAGAAAUGUGAAAAGCCUGUGGAAUAUACCGAAAUAAUUGUACCAUUAACACCACCGGCGGAGCCAAUUGAAAAAUGCUCGAAAUUAAACGAUAUGCCAUCAAAAUGUACUAGUGCAAUUCCAUCACAAAUUUAUCCUUCUUCACCAGAAUUUUAUCCACAAACAUUUCCCGAUUAUUCCCAUCUUCCAUCAUACGAUUUACUUCAUGGUUUUCCCGUGGGUGUGACACCACAGGAUGCUGUUUUUAUGGAAUCAUUAGCCGCACAUGGCUAUGCUAUGGAUGAGUAUAUACGUGUUUUAAAUCAAGAACAUCAGACGAAAUUGUUGAGUAGUCGAAAACAAAGGCCGAAGAAAUAUAAGUGUCCACAUUGUGAUGUUGGUUUCUCAAAUAAUGGACAGUUAAAAGGACAUAUAAGAAUUCAUACAGGUGAACGCCCUUUUCGUUGUGACGAAAAAAAUUGUGGUAAAACCUUUACACGUAACGAAGAACUUACACGCCAUAAACGUAUUCACAGUGGUUUACGACCAUUUGCAUGCACUUCGUGUGGUAAACGUUUUGGUCGUAAAGAUCAUUUGAAAAAGCAUAUGCGUACUCAUUCACAAACGUCACAGAUGCAUCGAAGUGGUUUACAAUUAGUGCCUGUAGUUUUACCAGCUAGUGCAUGGGCAUCAAUUCCUCCAACAUCUGGUGUACCCAUGUAUAAUCCUAAUAUGGUUGCACCAACAUUUCCACCUGGAUUACCACCGGCUCCUGAAGGAAUGGUAACAUCACCGAUGGUAUCAAAUUUACAAAGACAUCAUCACCAUGGUCAUCAACUUCCUGGUGUAGGAACAACUAGCUUACAUCCUGCGAUGUAUGGUUUAUAA
Molecule: messenger RNA, 1032 nt
Organism: Chrysoperla carnea
Lineage: Eukaryota; Metazoa; Arthropoda; Insecta; Neuroptera; Chrysopidae
Product: zinc finger protein 257-like
Exons: 2
Coding region: 1-1032 (343 amino acids)
Biological process (GO): regulation of transcription by RNA polymerase II
Cellular component (GO): nucleus
Molecular function (GO): DNA-binding transcription factor activity, RNA polymerase II-specific; RNA polymerase II cis-regulatory region sequence-specific DNA binding
Source: RefSeq, a predicted model, not a curated record